Argiope bruennichi is the source of this 840-nucleotide messenger RNA. RefSeq lists its product as uncharacterized. Lineage: Eukaryota; Metazoa; Arthropoda; Arachnida; Araneae; Araneidae. The transcript has a single exon. The coding region runs from base 1 to 840 and encodes 279 amino acids. The record is from RefSeq and is a predicted model, not a curated record.
AUGAACACCAAGUUAGGGUGGACAGUUAUUGGAAGAUCAGGAAUUAAUAAAAAUGAUACUUCCAGCACGCUAAUGUCGCUACUUGUCAACGACGUAAAUAUAUCCGAUCUUUGGAGGCUUGAUACAUUGAAUAUCAAUGACCCUGCGGAAACUCAAAGUAGAAAAGAACUAGAAGAAGGAGCUAAGGAACAUUUUGAACGCAGUGUAACACGAGAUAACGAGGGGCGCUACAUUGUCAGUCUACCGUGGAUACAUGAUCAUCCACCUCUUCCUGAUGGCAGAAAGAUAGCUGAACGAAGACUUAACAGUUGUAUUAAAGCCUUAGAACGUGCCGAAAAGCUGGCCGAUUAUGAUGAUGUUUUUCAGGAUUGGCAGAAUGAGGGUAUUAUUGAAGAAGUUGAUCCUAUGCAAGAAAUCAAAGAAGGACAGCAUUUCUUACCUCACCAUCCUGUCUUCAAGGAGAAUUCGACGACCAAAGUUCGACCCGUUUUUGAUGGUUCAGCUAAAGAAAAGAAUACACCUUCUAUUAAUGACUGCCUCGAAAAGGGACCAAAUCUUGUAGAACUCAUUCCAUCUCUCAUAAAUCGCUUUCGUAUUGGAAAAUAUGGAGUGAUAUCUGACAUCAAGAAGGCCUUUCUGCAAAUUGGAUUACAAGAACGAGAUAGACCAUAUCUCAGAUUUUUAUGGAAGGAUAGAAGAAAAAAUGGAAAUAUCAAGAUCCUGCAGCACAAAAGAGUUGUGUUCGGAAUUUCCUCCAGUCCUUUCCUUCUAGGAGCUACAUUAGAACUUCAUUUAAAAAAUAAUUUAGAGAUUGUUCGUGUUGGAAUAAUAACAAAGUAA